Molecule: messenger RNA, 2133 nt
Organism: Wickerhamiella sorbophila
Lineage: Eukaryota; Fungi; Ascomycota; Dipodascomycetes; Dipodascales; Trichomonascaceae
Product: Cell cycle serine/threonine-protein kinase CDC5/MSD2
Exons: 1
Coding region: 1-2133 (710 amino acids)
Biological process (GO): regulation of cytokinesis; mitotic cell cycle; regulation of protein localization to mitotic spindle pole body
Cellular component (GO): cytoplasm; spindle pole body; spindle pole
Molecular function (GO): ATP binding; protein binding; protein kinase activity
Source: RefSeq, a predicted model, not a curated record
AUGCAACAUAUCCAAACACCUGCUCGGCCUCUGGCAGUUCGGGAUGACAACAAACAGGUGGAUGCUAAGGCAAAGCGCAGGGAGAAACCCUCGGCAUUGUGCAAAACACCGCCGAGUUUGAUCAAGAAUAAAGACGGCCAGAGCUACCAGCGAGGUCUGUGUCUAGGCGAAGGAGGUUUCGCUCGAUGCUUCCAAGUCAACACAGGAGACGGUACUCUGUACGCAGCCAAGACAAUUGCCAAAGCUUCACUAACUAAUGAAAAGACGAGGCUCAAGUUAUUCGCCGAAAUCAGAAUCCAUCGCAGCUUGCAGCACCAAAAUGUCGUUCGCUAUAUUGAUUGCUUCGAAGAUGAUGUCAAUGUGUACAUUCUGCUGGAGAUUUGCUCCAAUUCGACUCUCAUGGAGCUGGUCCGUCGGCGGAAGCGGUUACUAGAAGUCGAGGCUCGCUACUAUCUGCUUCAAGUGUUGGCGGCAGUAAACCACAUGCACAACAAGCUUGUUAUUCACCGUGACCUUAAACUCGGUAAUAUUUUUAUUGAUUCAGACAUGAACAUCAAGAUUGGUGACUUUGGCCUAGCCGCUCGCCUCGAAUCGAAGAGCCAGCGCCGUUACACCGUGUGCGGAACCCCUAACUAUAUUUCCCCGGAAGUUCUUGUUCGUCCUCAUGAGCACUCCUUCCCUGCUGACAUUUGGGGCAUUGGUGUAAUUUUGUACGCUAUGGUAUUUGGCAAGCCGCCUUUCCAGGAAAAGGACGUUAAAGUCAUCUACGAGCGAAUCAAGCAGCACGACUUGGUUUUCCCUGACAAUGCUCGGGUUUCUCAAUCCUGUAUUGAGCUAAUUCAAUGGAUGCUGGAAGCUGAUCCGGCCCAACGUCCGACCAUUGAUCAGGUCUUGAACCACCGCUGGUUUGCAGGUGAGUUCACCGAUGUGAUAUCUGUGUCGGCCCUCAAGGGCGUUCCUCACAUCAAAGUCACGCCCGAACAAUCGCGUGUCAACUUUAAUCGUGCUAAAGCAGCAUGUGGUCUUGCUUCUUCUUGCUCUACAAGCCCUGUUGAGACUGUUACCAAGGAAGACGUAGCUACGGCUACUCGCCCAUCGGCCAGUCGGGUUCUGCCUCCAUCCUUAUCUCCGCCCACGACCAAAGAAAAAUACAAGAUGGUUGUGGUGCAAGAUAGGCCCGAUGAGAACAUCAACAGUCCGGCGAUUCGCCGUCGUCAUCAGCUAGCGCCUGAUGGAAACAAUGUUGGCAGUGGCCAGCAAAACUGGCCUAAAGCACAUCGUAUGUCAACCGAACGAGGAACUGGGCUUUCUCGUCGCCCCACCAACAUGGCUAAUGCUGCAGCGCAGUUGGUGAUGAAGGCAGCUACCACUAAGUCGGAUCCCGCUGGGCCGUCUCUCCGAUCCAGGGGCAACGGUGGGGUUAACUCUCAGCAAUUCGUUCCUGGGCUUGUUCGUGAAGUCCGUGGUGUCGUUCAUACCAUGCGGGACUCGGCAAAAACAUACUUGGCCCGAGUCCUUACUGCCCAAAGCCAGGGAACUCUGUCGCAGCUGAUGCGGGACGCUACGGUUUUCACGAAACCACCCCAUAUCACCAAGUGGGCUGACUUUGACGAACACUGGGGUAUGGCUUACGGUCUGAGCGAUGGUGCUAUUGGGAUGCACUUCCGCGAUGGGACCUCGAUGCGUAUGGAUCCGUUUUUGGGCACAUACAUGGCCUACGAGCCAGCCGCUGAAAACAAAACAGCAUUUGUCGCCUGCAGAACAUCGAGCUCUAGUCUCAACAGCAACCGGGCCAAAAAGGUCAAUGUCAUCAAUUUCGUCCACAAGUAUAUGGACGAGCGUCUCGGUCGGGGUGGUAUGCCCGAUCGCCGGGAGGGCCAGGAUGCCAGCGAUGGACCUUUCUUGUACAACUUCAGUCGCGGGGACUUUUACAUGAUGUUUGUAUUGUCUGACGGUACAAUGCAGUUCAACUUCAGCGAUCACACCAAAAUCGUGAUCUACGGCAGAGGAGCCCGUUUGUUUGUUAUCGACCCGGCACAGAACAGUACUGACAUGAGCACUGAGGACGCCAUGACGGCCAAGCCAGCUCUGGAUCUUGUCUACAAACUACGCAUUAUUUGCGAGAAUCUGUGA